Messenger RNA from Nomia melanderi (Alkali bee), 1381 nucleotides. NCBI's taxonomy places the organism in Eukaryota, Metazoa, Arthropoda, Insecta, Hymenoptera, Halictidae. The record is from RefSeq and is a predicted model, not a curated record.
AUGGCGACGAUGACAGCGAAUGGCGUCUCGCAAUUGUCCCCGCAAGAGCGGUCGACGGUUCUAGCCGCGCUCGAGGAGUACACGACCGCUCUGGCUAUUUACCACAACGUCCUGGAAAAACCAGCGGAAGACGACAACGACAUCGCCGACUGCCUUCUCUCCAGUAUCGAGUACGUUGCGAACCUCAGCCCCGGUGACGUCGCAAGAAUCGAACAACUGAAGGAACAAGCUGCGUCUGCGAAACUUUACGAAGACAGUCUAUACCUGAGGAAAAUUAUGGAAGACCUGAAGGAGGAGGUACGCGAGAAGGGAACGUUCGAGGUAUUGACCAAGGAGGUCGAAAAAUUGCUCGGCCACGAGAAAGAGGAGGAGGCGUUGCGAAACGAGAGCGAGAGGCUGAAGAACCUCGCAGAGGAGCUGCAGCGAACGAUCGCCGACGAGAAGAUCGCGAACGAGCAAGAGAAGAGGCGGAUGCUGAACGAGCUGGCCGAGGAACAGCGAGACACGGAGAAACUGAAAUUAAUUGCGGACGCGGAGCUGGAUUAUGUUACCGCCUGGGAAACGGCGAGAUACGAGCAGAACGCCCUGCGCGCUAACAUGGAAAUAGAAAAGUUGGAGAAGGUAUUAAACGAGUGCCGCGUGCGCGAAAAAAACGAGGAGCGCGUUCAUAUCGAGCGAACGAACUUUCUGAUACGGGAUACCGAGUCGUUCGAGAAGAAGAGGAAGGAGUGGGAGGCGCGGUACAUCCGGGAGAAGGAAAUGUACGAGAAGGGGAUCCGCCGGUUACGCAUCGAGAUAGCGGCUCGUCGAAAAGAACUGGAGGAACUUAAAGAAGAGUAUCGCCAUAAGCAGGAAUUCAUAGACACGUGUCUGGCGGAGAAAGAGGCGCUCAGGAAAGAGAAGGAACGAAGGGAGCACGAGCAAAAAAGCACCAUCAGGAUUCAAGCUUGGUGGCGAGGCGUCAUGGUGCGCCGGAAGUUGGGGCCGUAUCGACCCGAAGAAAAAAAGAAGAAGCGGCCUAAGAACAAGAAAUAAUUCAGUCUCAGUGAACUUUAUGCAAUCACUUUCAACGUUAAUGAAUUUUCAUUUUCCCUCUUCGGCAACGAUGCAUGUUCUUUGAACCUAUUCGACCUAUUGCUUCAUUGUUAACACUAGGUUUACUAUCAAAUCUCCAGUUUCCACAAUCUAAAUAAACGAGCAUCAAUUUUUUUAGGAAUAAUAGAAUAAAGUGUACAAUAAAUGCCCGUAAACCUAGUGUUAACCCUUACUUAAGAGAACUAACGAUUCCUUUGAAUGACAGUUGCAAAAGAAAUUGGAGCGUGCUCCUCGGGACGAGUCGACUAUAAUUCCUAAGACCAUAGGAAAGUUUGUCAAUCGUAAA